GGGAAGCAAUUUCACUUUUGUCCACACAGCGGUACUAUUCAUUGACAAUAACGGGUGUGUUUCGAUAUUGUCUGCUCCUGUUCCGAAGUCACCAGGUUUAACGCACUAAAAGUUUCAUUCGAAGUAAUUAAUACGCUGCAGGUAGGAAGUGCCUGCCUUGUUUACUUCAAACUGUUUGUUGUUGGAUCGCGCAACAUUUAGCUCGUAUGCAAAUUACAAGGGUUAUUUGUCCCUGCGUGCGCUUAAAAAUCUCACUGACUUAACUUUCACAUGAAGUCAGGCGAAUUGACCUUAGAAGAAUGCUUAAGCCAUAAAUUAUAAUCAACUCUCCAUCCACCGCCUGAUCCAUUCAAAGACAAUACACAAACCUGGACAAACGGACUGCCUUUAGCCUGCGAAAUAUCUAAUCGGUGUGCGCUGGCUAUCUGCACGUGGAUUUGGGGAGGAACUUGUGGUUUUACGCGAGUGCAGUGCAUUUCCUUGCUGGUCCGGCGGAGAGAUAUCGACGCGCUGACGCAUGUGGUGCCAGUCAUUUUCAUGAAUUCAAAAUCUUCUUACCAGUAGUCACUGGGAGUUGGGGAUCAAGUCUUUCUGUUAGUAACCCCAAACGCUGACAUGGAGGGCUUUCUACGUAGCAGCUUUUUACUGAGCAGAAUCAUGUCUUCCAAGCAAGCCACCUCCCCGUUCGCCUCUGCCCCUGACAGCGACGACGCCAUGAUGAGCCAGGACCGGCUGGCCUGGGAGAAGGACGAGAGCGCGGCGGCCAUGGCCAUGGCCCCGGACGGCCUCCUGCCCCUGCCCAGCCUGCUGCACGGCAAGGGCCACCCCGAGGAACUGCCCCCCAUCAGCAGCGUGCCGCCGGAGGCCGACUGGGACAACCUGCUGUCAGCCCAGCAGCGCAUGGAAUCUGACAGCAAUAAAGUAUGUUCCCUGUACUCCUCCUUCCGGAAUAACUCUACCUCUCCGCACAAGCCUGAAGAGGGGGCCCGGGAGCGCGGUGACCUGCUGAGCAGCUCGGCGUUCGGGACGCCAGAGCGACGCAAAGGAAGUCUGGCCGACGUGGUGGACACACUCAAGCAGAAGAAACUGGAGGAGAUGACAAAGACAGAGCAGGACGAGUCCUCCUGCAUGGAAACACUGCUCUCCAAAGACUGGAAGGAGAAGAUGGAGCGACUAAACACCAGUGAACUUCUGGGAGAGAUAAAAGCAGGUACCCCUGAGAGCCUUGCGGAGAAGGAGCAUCAGCUCUCCACCAUGAUCACCCAGCUGAUCAGCCUGCGCGAGCAGCUCCUGGCGGCCCACGACGAGCAGAAGAAGCUGGCCGCCUCACAGAUGGAGAAGCAGCGCCAGCAAAUGGAACUGGCCCGCCAGCAGCAGGAACAGAUUGCAAGACAACAGCAGCAGCUUCUGCAGCAGCAGCACAAAAUCAAUCUUCUCCAGCAGCAGAUUCAGCAGGUCCAGGGUCACAUGCCUCCGCUCAUGAUCCCCAUUUUUCCACACGACCAGCGCACUCUGGCUGCUGCCGCCGCCGCCCAGCAGGGAUUCCUCUUCCCGCCGGGAAUGUCCUACAAGCCAGGUGAUAACUACCCAGUGCAGUUCAUUCCAUCCACAAUGGCAGCUGCCGCCGCGUCAGGACUCAACCCUCUGCAGCUUCAGCAACUGUACGCGGCCCAGCUGGCCAGCAUGCAGGUCUCUCCCGGAGCCAAGAUGCCACCGCUGUCCCAGCCCCCCAACGCUGGCGCGCCCAUCUCCCCCACGGGCCUCAAGAACGACAAGAGGUCCUCCAGCCCCGUCACUCAAGUCAAGGAGGAGGGCGCCCAGCCGCUCAACCUGUCUGCCCGGCCCAAGACGGGUGACUCCAUCAAGUGUCCGACGUCCCCCACACACGGCCUCUUCAAGAGCAGCCCUAACAGCCUGUCCGCCAAGGGGGGCAUCCCCAGCCCCCUCGGCAUCAUGGGCCGCGGCUCCUCUCUGGACAUCCUGUCCAGCCUGAACUCCACAGCGCUGUUCGGAGACCAGGACUCGGUGAUGAAGGCCAUCCAGGAGGCGAGGAAGAUGAGAGAACAGAUCCAGAGAGAGCAGCUCCAGCACCACCAGCAGGGGAUGGAGGCCAAGCUCCAAGCCCUCACCAACAUGGGCCUCAACUGCCGCUCUGACAAGGAGAGGGCUCACUUUGAAAGCCUGGCUCAUCCCUUGGCCAAGCUGGGAGAAGAAGUCAAGAUUGGGCAGCGAGUCAUCGAUCUUACCAGACCAGAGGAUCUAGAUGGAGGCGCCAGCACAGGCGAGGCGCGAGUCUUCAGGGAAUCCCGAGGAAGGAACACCAACGAGCCGCACAUCAAACGGCCCAUGAACGCCUUCAUGGUCUGGGCCAAGGAUGAACGCCGCAAAAUCCUCCAGGCCUUUCCAGACAUGCACAAUUCCAACAUCAGCAAAAUCCUGGGUUCUCGCUGGAAGUCGAUGAGUAACCAGGAGAAGCAGCCGUACUACGAAGAGCAGGCCCGCCUCAGCAAGAUCCACCUGGAGAAGUACCCCAACUACAAGUACAAGCCACGGCCCAAACGCACCUGCAUCAUCGACGGGAAGAAGCUGCGCAUCGGCGAGUACAAGCAGAUGAUGCGGUCGCGGAGACAGGAGAUGAGGCAGUUCUUCACUGUGGGGCAACAGCCACAGACACAACUCCCCAUCAGUACCAAUGCAGGUGUGGUCUACCCUGGAGCCAUAACCAUGACGACCACCACCACGCCCUCCCCGCACAUGACGUCGGACUGCUCCAGCGCCUCGGCCAGUCCCGAGCCCACCAUCCCCGUCAUCCAGAGCACCUUCGCCAUGAAGAUAGAACCCAACGCCAUGGUGACCAGCGAUGCCAUCAUCAACGGCGAGGACGAAAUAGAUAUGUACGAGGACUUUGAGGAGGAGCCCAAAUCGGACUACAGUAGUGAGAACGACACACAGGAGCCUGUCAGUGCCAACUAGAGGCCAAACUCACACACAACCCUCCCAGCCCUCCCCGAACCCUACCCCAACCCCCACACCCACAACCAAGAGUGUACAUCUACUGGAGAGAACGGGGAGCACCCGAUGGAAGAGAAGGAGACAAACAAGAACUACAGAACAAAAAGAGAAACAUUUCUUUUUGAUGAUAUUAUCUUCAGGAGCCUGCAUGCAUAUGUGGCUCCCUCAGAAACAAACAGCUAUUGGUCUUAAGUGUUUUUAAAAGUGUGAAGCAGUUUGAUUGUGUUGAAUUUUGGCUUUUUAUUAUCUCAUUGUUUAUUUUGUGUUCUUUUUGUUUUGUUUUGUUUUGUUUUGUUUUAUUUUUGAUGGACAUUUACACAGUUAGGGUUAUUGCCUAAAACAUUUGGAUGACAGGACUUGAAAAUUAACAUCCAUAGCUCUCACAGUCUUACUUUAUUGUUUGUAUCAGUAUACAUGUAUGUUUUUUUAAUGUGUUGAUUGCUUUUGUUAGCUUACAUUACUGUUCAUGAUGGGGGUUUAUAUUCUCACUCAGGUAUGCUGUGCCAGCUUACAGCUCGUGAAUGUUUUUAAUCGGAUCAGUUUUAAAUGAGGAAGAUAACAAAAAACUAAACAUUUUAAAUUUCAUCGCAAGAUAAAACGGUCUCAAAUCUGAGAACAGAGGGAAGGCAACAGACUCCCAUUUAUUAUUAUUAUUAUUAUUGUUAUUAUUAUUAUAAUUAUUAUUAUUAUUGAGAUAAGUUCCAGUGUGCCAAACAUUUCAUAAGCUUCCUUUUUUCGUAAAUCUCUUUUUUUAUAUUAUUAUUAAUUUUAGUCUUAAGGGAGACUGUAUUUUGGACAAUCUUUGAUAUCAGAUCGAAGCUCCCCCUCCACCCCAAGUCUUGUUUCGGUGCAUCUGUGCUCUUUAUCAUGGAAAAGCACUCAGGAAUCUGUGUGAUGUUUGCGGUUUUUGAUGAGAUGGCCUGUAAGUGCUUGCUGGCCAUGGAGUUGUUGGAGUAAUACUUUUCUCCAGGAAGUUUAAUACAGUGAUCAACAGAACCAAGCUACCCACCCCCACCCCUCGCCUAGCUCUCCAAUUCAGUCUUACACACUAAGUUCUUAAUCAGAGUGAUUGUAAUCAGUCCAGAAUGCCAAGGGGCCAAAGGCAUCCAAUCCACUGACUUGGAAAGGCAGCAAAGGCAGCUUUGGUGGCAUUACAAUCGUAAAUUGCUGUUGUCCAAUAUGCACAGUACAUUCUCUUAAACACUUUAGCCUCCACCAGGGCACAAAGUUUAAAGUCCUUAAAGUCUUCUUUUCCUGAAUUUAAAUCUUUGGGACAUUGUAAAUCUUAAUUGACACAAGAAAGUCUUAGAGCAGAGCAUGGUCUUUGGGUUCAUGUGAUGUGCUCCUCAUUACAAGGUCUUAAGAAAAGCUCCAGUUUAUCUGGAUGCAGUGGGCCAGUUGCAACGAGGGCAGGUGUAGGGAACUGCCCCCAGAUUUGUACAAGCAAUGAAUAUCAGCACUUAAUCUCUCCAAGUAUUCAGAACAUGAAGUGUUGCACUUUUUUUUUAAAACCUCUGCAUUUUAAAUGUGUCCUGACAUAUUGCAUCAGAUAUUAGGAUUUUUAGGUUUGGUACAUUUGAUCAUUGACAAGUUCUAGGAUGCUAAAUAUUAGAAAAGGAAAAAAAAGAAACAUAUCUACUGAUAAAGUGAUAAAAAUGGCUUAAUUUCAAUUUGAACUGCUGAUACAAUCAGUGCAGAUUUUCUUAAAAGCACAGAAUUCUUGAUACAAAAAAAAAACAAACCCAAUCCUCUCAAUCCUCAUUGUAGUGGCGAGGAUCUUUUAAUCAUUAGAACGGCUCCUUGCGGAAGGGCAGCAAAGAGACGAGCAGCGGUCAGGCCCACUGGUUGCUGCUGCGUUUCCCGCUGCGGCCUCCUGAGGGGUGCAGGGUCUAGCGCACCUUCAUCUCCACCCUGCUCCCCCGCCACCCCUGCCACCCCUGCCCCCUGCCCCCGCGAGAGUGCCAUCUGGCACGGCCCGGCAAAGCAGCGGUGCCUGGGCAGAGGAGAACAAUACCGGCGGAGGCCUUAUCGUUUUCAUUGUGCCCUCCAUCAAAGUGAGGGUGAAAAGGCCACGGCCGCGUUCAGGCCCGUGGCGCUGGCGAGCAGAUGGAACAAGUACAUCACGCUGUGGGGGAUUAUUAAAAUGACUUACGAGUCGCUAUCAUCCCAAAAUACGGCAUUAUUAAUGCAUGAGGCCUGCCAUUUUCCCCCUGCCCUUGAACCUGUCCAUCUAAUCCACUACACAGAGAUAAGGGUUUGAAACUGCUGGCCGUCCCCAUCCCAACGCCUCAGUCUCUCUGUCACUCACUCGAUCGCUUUGGUGCUGCUGAUCACUGCAUUAGCUUUUCACGGUACGGAUGGAUGUGAAGAUCUUAUUCUCUCUUGUCACAUCGACUGUGAUAGUGUCUGUUUAUCCCCAUACCCCCCCCCCCCCCCCCCCCAACCCUCACCCCCAUUUAAAAGCAUUUAACAAAAAGGCUUAGAAGUUUUAAGCACUUCUCUUUAAGAACAUUUGUGUUUGUAUUUUAGAAUUUUUGUAUUUUUUUUCCAUCUUUUUAAAAAGGUACAGUGCUUGGCAGAAUCCCUAUCGUUCUCCGUCAAAGCAAAGCCGAGCUCUCUUUUUUCUCUAUAGGCCAACUUGUGUGUCUUGUUUGAAGCUGUCACUUCUGUGUGCUGGUUGAUUGGUUGAUUUGUACAUGAUUUGUACAUAUUUUCGUGACCAUGCCAAAACUAUUUUGUAGGCUGGUGGACAACAAAAGGACUGUCUUUGGACUCUUCGGACUUGAAACUUGAUUGCGCUAGUAUAACAAACAAACAAAAAAAAACAACAAAAAAAAAAGAUUUAAAAAAGGACAAAAAAGAAGUUCAUUCUCACACAGAGACAAUGUUUCAUAAGUGUUAUGAGCACUGGAUAUAAAUGGUAUUUUUUAUCAAUUCUGACUAAUGUGAAGCUGUUGUGCGAGGAAAAAAAAACUACAUGAACAAAAGUCACCUGUUUGAACUCAUGUGGGCUCGUCUCACAGUUGCCAGAUCUGAGUCAUGUUUCUGUCUACUUAUUUUGUUUAUUUAUGCAAAGACACGUGAUGAAUGAACAUUUCAUUUAAGCUCCAGGGCUGCCUAGGGGAUGGGAAGAAGUUGACAGAAGGCUUGCAUAUUGACUGGCCAACUGAGACACACCGGACAUCAGUAUCACAUUUUAUUAGUCACGUAUAUUUGUGUUGUAUAUUGUAUUUGAAGCUAUAUAGUGCAUAUAGACAUUUUAUUGUAUUUAUUAGCCAUUGCUGGCUCUAAAAGUGUCAGUAGAACAGAAUAAACGGACAAUCAGAAAAAAAAAAUAAACAGUUGAGAUUUGAACCAGAAUUGGAGCUCAAAACAAAGUUUCUUUUCUUUCUUUCAUGCUUUUUUUUUUUUACAAAUUCACCAUCUCAUCACAGAUGUUUUAUUGUACAUAUAACAUAGGAAAAUAGAAAUCUAUUUUUGUUCAUGGAUACUUAGUGAAGUAUAAGUUAUGUAUUUGACUUUUUUUUCACAUUGUGUAUGUUGGUCCUUGUUCUGAAAAAAAAAGAAACUGACAAGUCACUGUACCUCAUGUAGAUGCUGAACUGACAUCCCUGUUGAACUAGCAGUAUUUCACCUGUAGCUGAGACAGCCAACACCUUGCUUGUGUUUCAAUGAUAAUCAUUAGACCUGUUCAAUCAGCCAAAACUGUACUACUUGUGAAUCAGUUGUCUAUUGGAAUUAUACACCGAAAAUGUUUUACAGUGCAGUGCAAUGCAACCAAGUGUCAAACUCUGCAGGAAAUUAUCUGAACUGACAGUGUUACAGAUGUAGGCCUGUGUGAAUGGCUAGGUCUCAACCCCCAAUGAAAAUGUUUGUAUGUGAUCAUAGAUAGUCCUGUCACAAUAAUAAGUGGUCACAAUAAGUUAUUGCAUAUGGCGGCUGUCAUUCAAUAAUGUGCCAAAUUUUGCCCCAAACCCCAGAUUGGUGUUUAUUUAAAAAAAAAAAAAAAAAAAAGAAAGAAAGAAAACAUUUGCAUGCAUCAGUUUUACAGAACAAUUUUAAUAUAACUAAAAAAAAAGAAGAAGAAUACAAUUACAUUUCUUGAAAUCACAGGUGAGGUUCUUGGAUAGCGUAGAUCAUAGGGGAUGUGCAAAUAUUUAUUAGAAUCUAUGCUGUACACGGACACUCGUGCGCAUUCUCUGUCCUCUUUAGUCCUUUUUGUCUCUUAUUACUAUCUUAAAAAUUGACGUUUUUUCACAAAACGCAGCCAGCAGCAAUCUAGCCCAAUUGACAUUUCUGUUCCUUCAUCAUUGUCACUGCCAUAUUAACACAAUGUAGAUACAACUGAAGACAGAGCUCGAAUGCUGUUUUUACUUAACUUAUCUUACUGUAAUUCUUUUUUUUUUCUGUCAUUGAACUUAUGUGAUGUAUAUUGUGGGAUUGUUCUUUGUUAAUUUAAUCAGCACAAUUCACUGACAUGCUGGACUGACAUGCUAGCUGCUGUUCAGAAGAGUAAAAUUUUUGCUGUUUGGGACAACAUAAUAUGCUGUUGUCCAUGGUACUCUGCUUCUUAGGUUAUUUGUGUUCUCCAAAUCGUCUCCUCAGCAACACUGUGCGUGAUGCUCUUCUGUUGCUUCAGCCGCAGUUAUUUUGAUUCCCUUUGGCAGCCUAAUACAUGUUUGUUUUUGUUUGUUUGUUUGUUUGUUUGUUUGUUUGUUCUUUUGCAUAGAGACCGGUUACUCGGCUGGUACCUAGGCCUUUGGCAGGUAUUGAUCGGGAGUUAGAGGUGAUGAAAUAGUGUCUGUUGCUGCUUUUAAAAGUUUUAAGUCUGAAAAAUGUAAAUAGUUUAUCAUAAUAUCUUGUACAGUCCAGUGUAAAGUUUUUAAUUGAACUUAAAAAAGGUUGCCAUCACAUUUGUGUUCACAUUCUUCUUUAUACAGUGCAAAAGACAGCUAUUUGCUAAGGAUAUUAUUGUUUUAAAAAAGAAAUGAAAAAAAUGGUACUAAAAAUAUUUUUUGCUUGGCUUCAAUAUGUAAACCAGCAAGUCCUUGGUUUCCAUGUGCAGUAUUGACGUGAGGUAAACUAAAGGUUAAAUAAUUCAGUGCUAUGUUUGGAGACCAGUCUUCUCUGUUUUGGUAGUAUUAAUAUAUCAGAUAAAGUAUACCAGAUGAGUGACACAUUUGGGUGUUUUUAGGCACCUUAGUGGUGUAUAAAUUAUUUAGGUUGUUUCCCUACAGGAUGCAUUUUGGCAUAUCAUAAUGUAACACCAUCUUUCUACAGUACCGUAUGUGUACGCAGUCAAGUCGAUGUAACACGACCGAGUUUGGUGUUACUUCCUGUUUAUCAUUUACCUCAAGAGUGUCCUCCUUUUCCAUAAAAAGAAAAUGAAAUCACACAAGAAAAAAAGCCGUCUCACCACCACUCCAUCUUUUGUACUGCUGUUGACACUUACAAAUUAAAGAGA
Sardina pilchardus (European sardine) is the source of this 8476-nucleotide messenger RNA. RefSeq names its product SRY-box transcription factor 6 (gene sox6). Gene Ontology annotation, biological process: positive regulation of chondrocyte differentiation; cell fate commitment; regulation of transcription by RNA polymerase II. NCBI's taxonomy places the organism in Eukaryota, Metazoa, Chordata, Actinopteri, Clupeiformes, Clupeidae. The record is from RefSeq and is a predicted model, not a curated record. The transcript has 18 exons. The coding region runs from base 616 to 2973 and encodes 785 amino acids. Gene Ontology annotation, molecular function: RNA polymerase II cis-regulatory region sequence-specific DNA binding; DNA-binding transcription factor activity, RNA polymerase II-specific. Gene Ontology annotation, cellular component: nucleus.